This is a messenger RNA of Rhagoletis pomonella (apple maggot), 1639 nucleotides long. RefSeq names its product putative nuclease HARBI1. The coding region runs from base 230 to 1411 and encodes 393 amino acids. Lineage: Eukaryota; Metazoa; Arthropoda; Insecta; Diptera; Tephritidae. The record is from RefSeq and is a predicted model, not a curated record. The transcript has 2 exons.
GGGCCGUUUGCACCAUCUGCAGUUAGGCACUUAACCUAGAGUUAGCUAAAUUUUCGUUUUCUCCAUGUGUAGUUAGCGUCCAUCUGUCAGAUAAGUUUGAGUUAAGUUUACUGGAGCUUCGGCUGCCAGUUAACUGCUAACUAGAACCAAAACUGACAGUUGACAGCGAUAAAUAAAUAAAUUUUUGUUCUGAUAUUCAUACACAAUUUUGUGAUUUUAUAAGUUUUUAAUGGAAAAUUUAGCGCAGAAUUAUUUAUUAUCCCAAUUAAGUCGGAGUCGUGUUCCGAAGCGAAGAACGCAUGGGAAAAGAAUUGAUUUCUUUAGAAAAUAUGAUGAAAACAUAUUCAACAGAAGAUUUCGUCUAUCCAAGGAAAGUUUUUUAUACGUUUUGACAAAAAUAGAGGCAAAAAUCAGAAGUAGUUCGGAAAGGAACUGCCCGCUUAGUCCUACCGAAAUGUUAUUAUUGGCAUUACGCUUCUAUGCAUCUGGGAGCUUUUUAAUUUCUAUUGCUGAUUUUUGCGGAGUCAGCGUAGCCACUGCAAGUCGUGUAGUUAAUAAAGUGUCCAAUGCCAUCGCAAGUAUUUCCAAGGACUUUAUUAAGAUGCCAAAUACAAGCACGGAAAUCGAAAAUGCAAAUACCAGCUUUCACCAAAUAGCAAAAUUCCCAAAGGUUAUUGGAUGUAUCGACUGCACACAUGUGCGGAUCCAGUCACCUGGUGGAGAAAACGCUGAAAUAUUUAGAAACAGGAAAGGGUACUUUUCAUUCAACGUACAAGCUGUGUGUAACGCAAACUUAAUAAUAACAGACCUCGUAUGCCGGUGGCCUGGUUCUGCACAUGACAGCAAUAUAUUCAACAACAGUCGAUUGAAGCAUCGUUUUGAGCAAAAUGAAUUCAAAGAAUGUUUUUUACUGGGCGACAGUGGAUACAGUGUCAACAAAUAUAUGAUGACCCCGCUUUUACAUCCCAGUGCUCGUGCAGAAACUUUGUACAACGAGUCGCAGAUUCGUACUCGAAAUUGCAUUGAGAGAUGUUUUGGUGUUUGGAAGCGCCGUUUUCCGGUGCUCUCGCUUGGAUUAAGGCUUUCCCAAGGCACAAUAAUGAACAUCAUUGUCGCCUGCGGAGUACUUCACAACAUUGCCCGUCAGAACAAGGACACAUACCAAUUUGAAGAGGAAAGUCUCAACGUUCCUGAGACUACCGCCCCUUUCAUUGAUGCGGAGGAAAUAGCCAAUGAAAGGCAAGAAAAUAAUGUUGUGAGAUCAAAUCUUAUCAGAGAUUAUUUUUCAAGGUUUGUCAACAAUUUAGCUUAUAUAGCCAAGAAUGAAAUAUAUUUCUGCUUUCUUCCAGGAUAUAAUGGACAUGCUAUAAUUGUUGCUCUCGAAGCAGAUGAUAAACUAUUCAUUAUUUAACUAGAACUAAAUAUAGCAUAAACAUAUAUUUACAUACAAAAACACAUUAACUUACCUUUCUCACCUUCACUCGCCUAUUUUAUAUAUACAUACAUAUGUAUGUUCAUACUUACUUUCUCCUAAUCCCUAUAAUUGUAUACCUACAAUUUUUGUCGUUAUACUUACACUAUUUACUUACUUAUUUACAUAUCGAUGGCUCAGUGGAAGAUCGGCAUAUCUCGGCAGCCA